CGUGAACGCGCGAGCUGCUGUGCUGUCCGGCCUCCGUCACCUCACACUCACUCGCGCGCGCGGGGACACACGACCGCAGCGACGUCGCGGCUGCACGCGCCAAUGCCGCCGUCGUCGCUGUACUCCUCCGGCCGGCUCCUCCCCGCCCGCCCGACGACGGUGGGGAGAUGGGCACGGCCGUCGUGCUCGCUGUCGAUGAACGGCUGCGCGCCGGGAGCCGGCGACCGCGGCGCGGUGUGCGUGCGCGAGGCGAGGGCGCUGCCGGCCGCGUCGGCGCCGCAGGGGGCCGUGGGCCAGCUCAGGGCCGCCGUGGAGGCGCUCAGGGCCGGCGCGCCGCCGGACUCGCCCUCCGGCAUCAUCCGCAUCGAGGUGCCGAUCAGGCAGAGGGUGGACGCCAUCGAGUGGCUGCACGCGCAGAGCGCGCUGCCCUGCUGCUUCUUCUCGGCCCGGGCGCCGUCGCCCGAGAGACCAGCCCUCGCCGGCAGCAACUACGGCAACGGCAACGGCAGCCUGAACAACCAAUGGCAGCAGCCGGUGAGCGUCGCGGGCGUGGGCUCGGCGGUCUUCUUCCGCGGGACUGACCCCUUCUCCCUCGCCGAUUGGCGCGCUAUCAAGAGAUUUCUUUCACGGGACUGUCCGCUGAUUCGCGCAUAUGGCGCCAUCCGUUUCGACGCAAGAAGCGAUGCUUCGGUCGAGUGGGAGGACUAUGGCUCAUUUUACUUCAUCGUUCCUCAAGUUGAGUUCAACGAACUUGAGGAGAGCUCGGUUCUGGCAACGACUAUCGCCUGGGAUGAUUCACUUUCUUGGACAUGGCAGAACGCUGUGAACGAGCUCCAAUUGACGUUGCAGAACAUAUCACCUUGUUCUGUUAAAGCGAACAAAUCCAGCCUACAAACAACUAUCAUGAAUCUCAAUCAUGUCCCAACCAAAGCAUCUUGGGAUCUUGCAGUUACCAAAGCUCUUCAGAUGAUCAAAGGGAGGCAAAAAGAAUUGGUAAAGGUUGUAUUGGCAAGGUGUAGCCGAUAUAUCACUGAUACUUGCAUUGAUCCUGUGGAACUGCUAGCUUGUUUGAAGGUUGAGGGCCAAAAUGCUUAUCAAUUCUGCAUACAGCCACCGGAUGCUCCUGCAUUUGUUGGAAAUAGCCCAGAACAACUAUUUCACCGGAAAUACUUAAACAUUUCCAGUGAGGCUUUAGCUGGUACACGAGCAAGGGGGAAAACAAGGGCAGAUGACUUUCAAAUUGGUCAGGAUUUGCUUCUAAGUAGCAAAGAGGAUAUUGAAUUUACCAUAGUGAGGGACAGCAUAAAGAAGAAGCUGGAGAUGAUCUGUGAUGAGGUUGUUGUCCAUCCCAGCAAGGCUCUACGGAAACUUCCAAGAGUACAGCACUUGUCAGCGCAAUUAGCUGCAAGAAUAAGGAACGAAGACGAUGAGUUUGACAUUCUAAAUACUCUUCAUCCAAGUCCAGCUGUUUGUGGUUUGCCCACUGAAGAGGCACGCCAAUUUAUACGAGAUUAUGAAAUCUUCGACCGUGGAAUGUACGCUGGACCUGUUGGUUGGUUUGGAGGAGCUGAAAGUGAGUUUGCUGUUGGGAUUAGGUCUGCACUGCUUGGAAAAGGUCAUAGCACCUUAGUCUAUGCCGGUGCUGGGAUUGUGGAAGGUACAAAUCCAUCUUUUGAAUGGGAUGAACUUGAUCUUAAAGCAUCUCAGUUUGCAAAGCUGUUGCUGUACCAAGAGCAACAUACUUGCUACCAAAGAGGCUGAAAAUAUGGAGACCGUGAUUUGAAUAGAAAAGUAGGACAUUUUGGUUUAAUUUGAAGAUCCCAAGAUGGAAGAUUUGUUUCAUCUGAAAAAUUGAAGGAUUGAUUUGUUCAAGUAAAUUCCAAACAAACAAGAUAUUUAUAUAAUCGCACGCCUCUCGGAAAUGUAAACAACAAACUAUUGUCUCAGGCAGAGAGUGUUGAUCAAAUAUAGAUGAAAUUUCAAGCUCAAGGAAAGCACUUCAGAUCAGUAUAUGUACAAUAAUUGUAAGCUGUAACAACUCAGUGCAAUUGUUUAUACAACUGUACGUUGAAGUA
Phragmites australis (common reed) is the source of this 2075-nucleotide messenger RNA. RefSeq names its product isochorismate synthase 2, chloroplastic-like. The transcript has 15 exons. Gene Ontology annotation, biological process: phylloquinone biosynthetic process. Gene Ontology annotation, cellular component: plastid. Lineage: Eukaryota; Viridiplantae; Streptophyta; Magnoliopsida; Poales; Poaceae. The coding region runs from base 103 to 1761 and encodes 552 amino acids. Gene Ontology annotation, molecular function: isochorismate synthase activity. The record is from RefSeq and is a predicted model, not a curated record.